Messenger RNA from Papaver somniferum (opium poppy), 1377 nucleotides. Its product is annotated as paired amphipathic helix protein Sin3-like 4. Gene Ontology annotation, cellular component: chromatin; histone deacetylase complex. Gene Ontology annotation, biological process: negative regulation of transcription by RNA polymerase II. NCBI's taxonomy places the organism in Eukaryota, Viridiplantae, Streptophyta, Magnoliopsida, Ranunculales, Papaveraceae. Bases 1 to 1377 code for a protein of 458 amino acids. Gene Ontology annotation, molecular function: transcription corepressor activity. The record is from RefSeq and is a predicted model, not a curated record. The transcript has a single exon.
AUGAAGAGACCUAGAGCAGAAGAUUGUCUUGCUUACAUAAAAUCAGUGCAGAAAACAUCAAAGUUUAAUGAAUUCCUUCAAGUAAUGAAAGAAUUCAAGUCCUUGCCGACGUACGACUCCACCAAUUUGGUCUUUGUAACAGCAAGUAUUAAACAGGUAUUUCAUGGCCAUUCCGACCUUAUUCUGAGAUUCAACAUGAUAUUCUUGCCUAAAAGAUAUGCAAUUGAAGUCGAUGAUUACGCCGAGCAGAAUAGGGUAUUCAAAUCUACAAAAAGGGUUCAAGCAGAAGACUCCAAUAAGGCGUUGUUGUUGCAUGAAGCUGAUGAUUAUCAUGCAAUUGAAGUCGAUGAUUGUGCCGAGCAGAAUAGGGUAUUCAAAUCUACAAAAAGGGUUGAAGCUAAUAAAGCGUUGUUGUUACAUGAAGGUGAUGAUUAUCAUGAAGACUACAAAUUCUUUGAGAAUGUCAUCAGGAAGGAGAAGUUUAGAAAUCCUGAUGAGUACAAGAAAUACUUGAAGUGCCUGUAUCUUUAUAGCAAAAAGAUAAUUUCAGAAGGUGAAUUGAUAGAUAUGGUUGGUGAUUUGCUGCAAUAUGAUGGCACCGCCUAUCCGAGUACAGCAAAUAAGGAUAGAAUUCAAUCAGACCCCCAGAAGGAUGAAAGGGAGACAGGUUUUGAGGCUUCAACAUCAAAAAGGAGGAAACUUGAUGAACCCAUGAUUGGCCGUCUCUCAAACUGUGAAAUUGUGAAUCCAAGUUAUCAGCUUUCUACUGAGAGGAUUUUAACUAGCGGAAGGACACAACUUGGAGUUGCAGUAUUGAAUGAUUCUUGGGUGUCUGCAGAUAGUACUCCAGAAGGUGAUAGUAGUGAUACAUGUCAUUUCAAGAAAAAUGUUUAUGAAAAGAACCUGUUUAAAUUCGAAGAUGACAGAUGCGAACGCGAUAGGCAAUUUGAGUUGGUAAAAGGUACUAUUGAGUGUGUGGAGGAAUUGCUACGAGAGAUCGUGGAUAACACAAUCGAUGCGGAAAGUAUAUGUAUCAAGGAUCACUUUAAAGUGCUACAGCUUGGGUGCAUCAAACGCGUGUACGGUGAAUCCUGGCUGGGUGUGGAGGAUGCAUUACUGAAGGAUGCAGUUCCUGUAUUGCAUGAUAUAUUAACUCAAUUGCAGAAAAAAAUGAAGGAGGUGACGAGUCGUCUCUCAGUAACUUACAGAACGAAAAUGAAUGCAGUUUAUUUGAAGAACUUUAGAAAAUCUCUGGAUUAUGGUGGCAACUCCAGUGGCGAGCAGCAGGACACAACAAGUUCUAGUUCUAAAGACGAUGAUGCAUCUACUUCUACUUGUCCAAAUCUUUUAGCUGAGCCAACAACACAGGCUUGUUAA